AUUAUCACCUCAUAUUCAAUCAUCUCAUAUUCAGACUUUGCAUACUCAAUUAUCUCCUAAUAUUAAAUCUUCGGAUUCUCAAUUAACUCAUUAUCAACAUCUAAAUAAUCAAUCUAAUUAUUUACAAUCCUCUACUCAACCUAUCUAUUCCCAAUCAGAAUUUCCUGUAACUUCUAAUUAUCAUCAGCUUCCAUAUGCUCAAUCUUCAAAUUACUCUCAAACUUCUAGUUAUACUCAGAUAGCUAAUCAUCCUCAACAAUCUAACUAUUCUCAAACCUCUAAUUAUACCCAAUUGGAUAGUAAUACUCAGAAAUUGAGUUAUUCACAACCUCCCUAUGAUAUACAAUCCCAUGAUAAAUCAAAUCAACAUCUUCAACAUAUUCAUAGUAAAUCUCCUCAUUAUUCUCAAUCUUCUUAUUAUUCCCAAUCUUCUUUUAAUCCCCAAUUAUCUCAUUCUCAAUUACCUCUUAAUUCUCAAUCUUCUUAUAAUCCUCAAUUAUCUUAUAAUCCUCAAUCAUCUUAUAAUCCUCAAUCAUCUUAUAAUCCUCAAUCAUCUUAUCCUCAAUCUUAUAAUCCCCAAUCAUCUCAUAAUCGCCAAUUAUCCCAUAAUCGUCAAUUAUCUCAUAACCCUCAAUUAUCUCAUAAUCCUCAAUCAUCCCAUAUUUCUCAACCUUUCAAUAUUCAACCAACUCAUAAUCUUCAAUUACCUCAUCCUCAACUAUCUCGUAAUCUCCAAUCAUCCCAUAAUUCUCAAUCUUCUCAUAAUCCUCAAUUACCUCGUAAUUAUCAAUCUUCCUACAAUAUUCAAUCAUCUAAUAAUAUUCAAUCAUCUAAUAAUAUUCAAUCAUCUAAUAAUAUUCAAUCAUCUAAUAAUAUUCAACCUCAUAAUUCUCAAUCAUCUCAUAGUACUCAAUCUUCAUACAAUUUUCAAUUAUCUCAUAAUUCACAAUCUUAUAUUCAACUUUACAAUCCCCCAGUCAUCUCAUAA
Molecule: messenger RNA, 988 nt
Organism: Cryptosporidium muris RN66
Lineage: Eukaryota; Apicomplexa; Conoidasida; Eucoccidiorida; Cryptosporidiidae
Exons: 1
Source: RefSeq, a predicted model, not a curated record